GUCGAGCGCUCCCAGCUCACAACAACAAAUCCGAUCGGCGAAUUCGGACGGCUCGGAGCGGAUGCCCGUCUUUCCGUGGUGGACGUGUGUUUAGCGUGAUGGAACCUUGGAAACAGCGUUAAACGGGCGUUAAAGGUUCUUGCAGCGUUCUCCGGUGAGCACUAUGCUUACAGGCAGCAGGAUGUCGUCGCCGAAGGCCAACAAAAAGCACGGCAAGCGGCACCACCACCGACGGCAUCACCAUCACGCACACAGCGUCCUUGCAAGCUUGGAGACAUCGCAGCACCACAUUCUGGAAAGGGUGAAAAACGACCGAGUCAUUGUGACCGGGCCAGAAGAGGACCGCCGGAGACGCACCAUCAUCGUCGAGCGUCGCAAGGGCUCUUUUGGUUUCACACUCCAGACGUACGGUAUCCACCACAAGCGGGACGGAGAGAUAGAGCUCAUCACCUACGUGGACUACGUGGAGUACGACGGCCCGGCGUUCCGGGCAGGUAUGCGCCCCGGGGACGUGAUCCUGUCGAUCAACGGCCACGACAUGGAGCAUGUGGACCACAAGACCCUGGUGCGUUUCAUCCAGGGCUGCGAGACCACCAUGAGGAUGGUGGUGCUCUUCGAGGACUGCGUUCACAAGGUCGAGCUGCACAUCAAGUACCUCCGGCUACAGCGGUUGCUCCAGGACAAGAUCACGGAACUGCACGGCCUCUGCGAGAAGGAGCGGCAGCUUGUGCAGACGUGGCGAGAGCGGGGCGCCAAGAUCCCGCCGGCAACGACGUCCGACGCGUGCCAAGGCGACCGCCGCGCCUCCGUCGCCGGACGGGAGGGGGCGCUGUCUCCGCCCUGGUCUCAGGAAGAAGACGCGUUUGCGUCGGCGGCGCACAUUCUUUCGGUGUCUCCGUGGAACCGCCACAGCUUCAAGAUUUCGUCCAUCCACUCGGACCGUAGCUUCAACCAGUUGGCCACCACGGCAAACUCCACGUCCUCCACCACCCAGCCGUCCCCGGUGUCGCAGCAGAAACAGUUUGCGACGCUCCCAAAGGCGUCCGCGGCGGCGCGCAAGAAUGCGUCGCGGAGCCUGCCCAGCAGCACCGUGCCGACGCCAAAGGGCUCCUGGGACGGACUGGAGUCCCGUUGCAGCACGGACUUCUCGCGAAGCACCGGACUCUCUGAGAGCACGGACUUCUCCGAGUCCGGGAGCGUCGAGUCCAAGCUGUCGGCUUCGAGGCGUUCGGUCAAGGAGGAAGAGGCUGGCCAGGCGUCUUCGUGCGUCGUCCGACGAGAGGCGUCCGCGGAGAAGGUGGAAGUCUCGGACCGGGACGAAGUCACGAGGCUGUGAGGUCUCUCCGCCCGUAUAUUUUAGGCUCGACUUGAUUUUGUUUUGUUUUUGUACCCGUGCGAGCGUUUUAGUGUGCCUGCUUGCGUUUUGGCCAAUCCGUCGUUGCCGUGCACGCUCGGAAGUACGCGAUUCUGGAUUCUCGCAAAGCUCGUGGUGGCCGAUCGUCGGAGCUCGUCUCAGGAAGCCGGCAGACUGCGAGACUGAGAUGGCGUUUCAAUUCUCGGAAGUGCGAGCUGCGAUUCGGCACCCGAGAGCGCGACGUUUACGUGCCCUGAAGCUUGGCAGAGAUCUCGUUUCUGAGCCCCGACAUUGUUGGUGCCUCGUCAUUUGCCCUACUCCCUCCGUAAAUCGCAGACAGACUUGUUGUGGGCACUGUGGGAAAGUAUACACGCAGACAUUGUUCGUAAUGAACAAAGGGUGGAAGAAAACGAUGACGGAUGACUGAAACCGCCUCUAUGGAAGUUCUGUUUUGUUUUGGCAGCCUCUCUCAUUUUUCUUUUAUUCGAGUUUCUGCUCUGCCGUGUUCGUUGUCCCCCUACGCUCUACAAAGGUCUGGCGUGUCUACUUUACCGAACAACUAGUAGAGAACCAAUCGGAACGAUCUACGAUGGAAGCCCGGCGAAUGACGAGGCCUGGAAAGCGUUUCAGCUCAAAAGCAAAGCUUAAGGUUCUCGUCGCAUUUAGUGUCUAAAUGCACUCUCCGCGUCAUCAUUCGCUCUCCGGGAAAGCAGGCGCAUAAAACAGUGGGUAAGCGCGGCAACUUCUUGAGCUUUUCUGAAGCUGUGCCAAGGACAGACAGAGCUGGGCUUCGAGUGUAACGCUUCUGUAUCAUAGAUUCGGCUCGUGCACCUCACAAACUUUGUGAAGUGGUCGAGAGCCACAAAGACGUCCUCUAGGGGGUCGCACCUUGCUUUUAUUGUAGGUACGUCCAAGUUCGUCUUGCCGACGAUGUCUGGUCAUCUGGGUGCGACGUUUUCAUCACACCGUCUCAUGCCACCGGUCAUGCCCCUUUGGUUGGAAUCUAUUGUCUUGGGACGAUGAAACCUGUCGCGCUCUUGAAAAUCUGGCGUGCAGACGACGUCGUUCGAGUUGGGCGUCAGGCUUGCCAGACCCUGGGGUGUUGUGUUUGUCAGUUUGUCACAAAGGGGAGUAACUGCUGCCAUAUUAAUGCCAUUUCACCUCACUGCAAUGCAUUGCGAGUAGUUUCCUAAGCUUCUCACUUCACCGCCUGCAAUGAACUUUGCUUUCCAUUGUCUCUAAUUUUGUGCCUUUUUUAGGGUUAUGGAUUUUCACCUAAAUUUACAAAAGGGUUUUCAAGACUAACUUUGGUGCUCAUCAAAGAGACUUAUAAUUUCGUUUGAUAAUUUUUCAGGAUGCAGUUUCAAAGGUGCUUAGGUACUCAGUUUGUUUAUUUGCUGUGAAGCUCAGUCUUUUUUUCUUCUGGGCUUUUCGGCAUUUUAAAUGGCCUUUCUGAUUUUGGUAUAACACACUCUCAUUUUCCUACUGCAUCAACUAUUUGCUGCUAAUUGUCGGUCAAUAACUGAAUAUUGGCUGUUGUAGAUGCCUAUAGUUAAAUGUCCAUAAUUGCUUGGUCCGCAAGUUGCGCUUGGUCGUGCGUUGCGUUUCCGCAAGUCAUCGUAAAGUAUCGGCUGCUUUAGGAUGCAAUCCGCUAGGCCUCCGGGACUAGAAACUUUUCCUUAGUGUCGAGUAUUGUAGUAGCUCGAUGUAUAUGAAAUACUGUAGUCUGUUACAUGUUCAGAAUGGCACCAAGCCCUCUACCACGAAGCUCACCGUGAUUGGUGAAUUUCUCCUCUCCAGCGUUCGUCCUGCUGAAAUGCAAAAAGUGGAGGGCUUUGUGGGAGGGGCCAGUCCUGCUGUUGCUAAACUGCAACAGACUACGGUUAAAUUAUUGCCUUGGAGACAUUAAGAUUUCCAAAUGGCCAACUUCGGCCAAAACUACCUUCGAGUUCUGUCGAAGGUGCUCCAGUCCCUUUCACAAUUUUGUAUUUUUUCUCCGAUAUAGUCGCCCUAUUUACACCCAACUUGUUUCGUAUUUAUAGUUUCAUAGUGACAGGCGCUGUUGCGCGGUGCGUUUUUCGUGUUUGUUCUUUCUCCCGGCCGUCUCGGCGAAUUGCCGUCGACUUUAUAGGCCGCUUAUUUUUAUUGUCGAACCACUUUCAUUAUUUAUAUAUAUAUAUAAGGUACUUAUUCCAAUCCAGGUGCCCAAUGCAGUAGUCAGGGAUGCACCGCAUUUUUCUAAUCAAAGUGUACAUAAAGAGCUCGCAUUCAAGCGUUUUUUAUUAGUUGUUUUUAAGUUUGCGUCGAUACCAGUGAGUAACUCCGUUGCAGGGUGUACUGCUACGAGUCUGACUCGCAAGAUGGAAGGGGUUCGCCCUGGAAUCGCCUACGAGUAAUUUUUUUGGGGGGCUAUUUUUUACGAAGAUAUUUUGGGAGCAUUCCUUCUGAAUGGAUCUCUUGGGGGAGGCACAGUACAACAUUUUUUCUAGUCCACACUCGGUAAUCUUCCGGGCGCGUAAGCGCACCAGUAAUAUCGAUUUACGUAGGCUUUUUUCGAUCGAAGUAUUUUCAGUAGUGUCGCCUUUUAGAAAGGCUACAGGGAUGCGUCUUUAAAGAUGCUUGCUGUAACCUGUUUCACCUCACGACAGGCCACAGAAGACGCUACAAGCCAUCAAAGCCAAUCCAUUGCCGUAGAAGUGCCCUUCGGAAGGGGUGCAGCGACGUGUGGGGCGCGCAGUCAAGCGAUACAUUCGCAGCACUGGACUGGCUUGUAGCACUUGCUGCGGCACCUCGUAAGGUGAAAUGGACUACAGUGGGGCAUUCAGGCCCUCCAUUUUAAGAGUAUCUGCUGGUUCAGCUUCCUGCAGGAGCUCUACAUGUCUGAACAAACUCUUUUUUACAACUGAUGCUAGAUGUUCACAAUUUUGUUUCCCUCAAUAUUGUUACCUGAAAUAAAGACUACCACAACAGU
Messenger RNA from Ixodes scapularis (black-legged tick), 4325 nucleotides. RefSeq lists its product as uncharacterized. The coding region runs from base 164 to 1336 and encodes 390 amino acids. NCBI's taxonomy places the organism in Eukaryota, Metazoa, Arthropoda, Arachnida, Ixodida, Ixodidae. The transcript is spliced from 6 exons. The record is from RefSeq and is a predicted model, not a curated record. Gene Ontology annotation, molecular function: protein binding.